Messenger RNA from Penicillium lagena, 1530 nucleotides. RefSeq lists its product as uncharacterized. Gene Ontology annotation, molecular function: transmembrane transporter activity. Gene Ontology annotation, cellular component: membrane. Bases 1 to 1530 code for a protein of 509 amino acids. Gene Ontology annotation, biological process: transmembrane transport. NCBI's taxonomy places the organism in Eukaryota, Fungi, Ascomycota, Eurotiomycetes, Eurotiales, Aspergillaceae. The record is from RefSeq and is a predicted model, not a curated record. The transcript is spliced from 4 exons.
AUGGGCAUUGAUAUGGCCGAUCAAGCGGGCUCUUUGGCUCGAGAUGAGAAAAAGAUAACUGAUACCGAGAAUGAUGGAAUACAGCUAUCGGCACAGAGAAGCACCAGCUUAGGGGUUCUUGACUCUAUCCACAAAUCGGAUGGAACACACACAGAUGUUGGUCUGGAAUUAUUCCAAAAGUCUCUUCAAUACGACCAAGAGCAACUCGCUGCUGACGUCGGAAGAGUCCGGCGGAAGCUAGAUUUUCUUGUGCUUCCAAUGAUGAUGGGGACAUAUAUGCUUAGCUUCCUGGACAAGCAAACACUGAAUUACGCCAAUGCCUACGGCCUCCAAAAAGAUACUCGUAUGACCGGCGACCAGUACUCAUGGGUAGCCUCCGCGUUGUAUUUUGGCUGGCUCCUUGGCUCGUACCCGUCCAAUCUUGCUCUACAGCGUUUCCCCAUUGGAAAAUUUGUUGGGGUCAUGACUUUCAUCUGGGGUGCGGUUUGUAUGCUUCAAGCUGCAGCCUUUACCUUUUCGGGUCUUUUCGCGGUGCGCUUUUUCCUCGGUAUGGUGGAGUCCUGCGUUUCCCCGGGAUGGCUUCUUCUAUCAUCAACUCUCUGGACUCGGGAAGAAAUGCCCCUCCGAAGUUCAUUCUGGCUCGCCAUGAACGGAAUGGCCCAAGUGAUUGGUGCUCUGCUUAGCUACGGGCUGGGGAAUGUAACGAACCUCGCUGUUCCGAACUGGAAACUCAUCUAUAUAGUCAUUGGGGCGAUGACACUCCUCUGGGCCAUUGUUCUCAUUCUCUGGAUGCCGGACGGACCCCAUAACGGCAGAAUGUUCUCUGAAUAUGAACGCAUCGUCGCUGUCUGGCGCAUUCGAAACAACAGGACUGGCAUACAAAAUUCCACCUUCCUCCCGCAUCAACUUAAAGAGGCCUCGAUUGACCCGAAGGCUUACAUCCUACUCCUAAUGGCCGCGGCCUAUGGUAUUCUAAAUGGCUGCGUUACCAACUUCGCUAGUGAACUUAUCAAAGGCUUUGGAUUUAGCGGUCUACAAGCAAACCUGCUACAGACUCCCGGGGGAGCCUUUCAAAUUUUUACAAAUAUUGGUUUCGGCUUCCUGGCAACUCUGCCAAAUAUGCUGGGAGUAUCGAAUUUCUUAGCUUGCAUUCCCGGCACAGCCGGACUAAUCGGAAUGCUCUUGAUCCCGAACAGCCAGCGCUGGGCCCUAGUCGCCUGGCAUACGAAACGAACCACCGUCAUGGGACUAUAUUUCGCGUUCUACUGUGCUGGCAACAUUUCCAGUCCUCAUCUUUUUAUCCCAAGUGAAGCCCCAAGAUACAAGACAGCAAUCAAGGGUCUGGUGGGAACAUACUGUGUUGCCAUGUUCCUGCAACUGGUGUACACAGCCUGGUGCUUUGUGAAUAAUAGUGACCGUGACAAGCAAUCGCAACGCGAAGGUUCUAAUGAGCAGCAAUAUGCAGGUGAUUUGGAAGGAUUUGAGGAUUUCACGGACAAGGAGAACAAGCAUUUUAGAUAUCGACUCUAG